Annulohypoxylon truncatum is the source of this 485-nucleotide messenger RNA. RefSeq lists its product as uncharacterized. The transcript has a single exon. The record is from RefSeq and is a predicted model, not a curated record. NCBI's taxonomy places the organism in Eukaryota, Fungi, Ascomycota, Sordariomycetes, Xylariales, Hypoxylaceae. Bases 1 to 381 code for a protein of 126 amino acids.
AUGGUUGCCUCAAAGAUCUACUCCCGCGUCAUUCUGAUCUCUAUCAUCAUUAUCAUUUUCAUCGCGGCUGCUAUGGGCCACCCGACUAACGGAACAGGCUACGCCGGCAUCAACUGCACCGGCGAGCACGGCCACACUGGUCCCCCCAUGGCCGACGCUCCGACCGAUGGGUUUCCUAUGGGUGGUCCUCGAAACCACUCUAUCGGUUUCGUCGGCCAGCAGCGCAACAUGAGCCUCUACGGUGCCUCAGCCAAGCAGAGUGGUCACCACGAGGACAGUGAGCCCUGUAUGAGCGAAGGCGCCAAGACUGAUGCGAUCGCGUCGAAGAUUAUCCUUGCUACGCUUAUCGCCAUCACGCUGGUCGUGGUCCUGUCCAUGUAAAGCAGCUGGAAUGGUAAGUGUCAGGUAAGUUGAGCGCAGCCAUGGUGGUGGUGUCCCGCACAAGUAGUAUGUAUCUUUGUAGAUCAAUAGAUUGGUAAUUUACU